Molecule: messenger RNA, 1154 nt
Organism: Papilio xuthus (Asian swallowtail)
Lineage: Eukaryota; Metazoa; Arthropoda; Insecta; Lepidoptera; Papilionidae
Gene: wbl
Product: endoplasmic reticulum protein 29-like protein wbl
Exons: 2
Coding region: 160-921 (253 amino acids)
Biological process (GO): protein secretion
Cellular component (GO): endoplasmic reticulum lumen; endoplasmic reticulum
Source: RefSeq, a predicted model, not a curated record
AAUGGAAAACAAAACAUGCUUACGCCGGUGUCAAUAAAACCGCGUCCUGUUAUUGUCGGCUGAUAAUUUGAAACUGAAUUUCAUUAAGUAUACUCGUUUGUGAUAAGGAGAAUACUGUUAUAUUCUAGAAAAAAUUUUCUUGGGUUUCAGAUCUCGAAAAUGAAGCAGUGUUUAUUAUUUAUAUGGGCAAUUUUCUCUGCAACCCUUGUUACUGAAGCUACAGCCGCUAGUGGUUCUGUUGAAUUGGAUGAGUAUUCUUUUCAUAAAGUUAUCAAUAAAUUUGAAGCUUCCCUAGUAAAAUUUGAUGUAGCAUUCCCCUAUGGAGAUAAACACGAUGCAUUCGUGGCGCUCGCUAAGGACUCUAAAGAUGUUGAGGAUCUUUUAGUGGCCGAAGUUGGAGUGAAAGAUUAUGGGGAAAAAGAUAACGAAGAGCUCGCUAAGAAGUAUGGUGCUACUAAGGACAAUUUCCCGAUAGUAAAGCUAUUUGUUAAAGGCAAGAGUGAACCUAUUCUAUUUGACGACUCUAAGGGUUUCUCAGCCGACGAGCUGCGUCGCUUCGUCCGAGAAAAAACUGGGCUGUACUUGAGUUUACCUGGCUGUGUUAAGGAACUUGAUAAGCUUGCUUCGAAAUUCAUGCAAGCUGGUAAGGACAAAAAGAAAGAAAUAUUAAAAGAGACAAAAGAUGCUUUAGAGAAAAUUCCAGAAAAGGAUGCAGUUGCUGGUAAAAUCUACAAACUGAUAAUGGAAAAAAGUUUAGAUAAGGGCGAUGAAUUUACUAAAUUAGAAAAUGAAAGAGUUAAGAAACUUUUAAGUGGUAAAUUGUCUGAAGAAAAGAAGAAGGAAUUGGGCAUCAGACUUAACAUUCUGCAAUCUUUCCAACUGCUAGAUAAGCAAAAAUCUGUUGUGAAAGAUGACUUGUGAUUUUAGAAAUACAUUUGUUAGGCUAUGCUGCUACUCGAUUAUUUCAUCCUUUACUUGAUCAUACAUUUUAUGUAUCAUAGUAUUUAUGAAUAUUGAAAGAGAUUUUAAAAUGUUCACUGCCAACUACUCAUCUAGUGAUUUCACUUUGAUAGAAAGAAUUUAUUGUUUUCCAACUUCAAUUUUUAAUAUCAAAAAGGAGUAUGAUUAACUGUUGGUUAAAUAAUUGAAAAGUG